Messenger RNA from Arabidopsis lyrata subsp. lyrata, 1444 nucleotides. RefSeq names its product peroxidase 20. The transcript has 3 exons. The record is from RefSeq and is a predicted model, not a curated record. Gene Ontology annotation, molecular function: heme binding; peroxidase activity. NCBI's taxonomy places the organism in Eukaryota, Viridiplantae, Streptophyta, Magnoliopsida, Brassicales, Brassicaceae. Bases 368 to 1378 code for a protein of 336 amino acids. Gene Ontology annotation, biological process: hydrogen peroxide catabolic process; response to oxidative stress.
AAUUUGGUAACCUUAAAGAUAUAAGUAUAAGUUAUACUUUACUUUAAAAUAAAUGACUAGUCAUAAGAAAAGAAAUUGGCCAUCCAAAUAUAACAAUCUGCUCCAUUAUAUCACGUACUCAAGCUCGUAAGGCAAGUAAGUUAUGUCCCUAUUUGUCAAUUUGGUUGUAUCUACCGUUGACAAAACUGUAACAUCCAUUGUAGUAAAAAUUGGGCAUGAAAACAUACAUAACGACAUAUGAUAACAUACAAGGAACAUUGAAUCACGAAGCACACACACACAUAUAUAUAUAUAUAUAUAUAUAUAUAUAUUCAUAUGCACACAAACACAGAUAGAGAUGAACAGAAACACAUGACAUAACUGUCCAAUGGAGAUCAACCAGAAGAAGCUUUGGCUUUCUUUAAUUGUGCUUUAUGCAAUCACGACAUCGGUUUUGGGGGACUUUGGAGGUCCAUUACUGAAGGAUUUCUACAAAGAGAGUUGCCCAUUGGCAGGGGAAAUCGUGAGGCAUAACGUUGAGGUUGCUGUUCUCAAAGAUCCUCGUAUGGCUGCUUCUCUUCUCCGUCUUCAGUUCCACGAUUGCUUCGUCUUGGGUUGUGAUGCGUCUGUGCUCUUGGACACACAUGAAGAUAUGUUGAGUGAGAAACAAGCAACUCCUAAUGUGAACUCUUUGCGUGGAUUUGAAGUAAUCGAUUACAUUAAGUACCUCCUCGAAGAUGCUUGUCCUCUAACCGUCUCCUGUUCUGAUAUUCUCGCCAUGGCCGCUCGUGACUCUGUCUUCCUGAGAGGUGGACCAUGGUGGGAAGUAUUGCUUGGGAGAAGAGACUCAUUAAAGGCAAGCUUCGCAGGCGCAAACCAAUUCAUUCCAGCACCAAACUCCUCCCUCGACAGCCUCAUCAUCAAUUUCAAGCAACAAGGCCUCGACAUUCAAGAUCUCAUCGCUCUUUCAGGCGCUCAUACAAUAGGUAAAGCGAGAUGCUUGAGCUUCAAGCAACGCAUUGUCCAGCCAAACAUUGAACAAACGUUCUACGUAGAUGAGUUCAAGAGACACAGCACAUUCCGCCGAGUGCUACGGUCACAAUGCAAAGAUUCAAGCCGCGACAAUGAACUGUCUCCACUGGAUUUAAAGACACCAGCUUACUUUGAUAACCAUUACUACAUCAACCUGUUAGAGGGGAAAGGGUUGUUGAUUUCGGAUAACGUUCUGGUCUCGGAAGAUCAUGAAGGAGAGAUCUUUCGGAAAGUUUGGGAAUAUGCAGUUGAUCAAAAUCUCUUCUUUGCAGAUUUUGUAGAGUCUAUGUUGAAAAUGGGGAAUAUUAAUGUUCUUACAGGCAUUGAAGGUGAAAUUAGGGAAAAUUGUAGAUUUGUCAAUGUCUAAAUACAAUAACAUCAAUCAUUACAAAUCAUUAAACAUCCACCAAGAAUAAUUACUGGGAUUCCAUUA